AUGGAUGUUGCAGUUGAGUUUGGCGAUUGGUUAGUGAACAAUACAAAAAGUUAUAGCAUAUGGCAAUUCCCGUUUGUUGAUAUCAAAAAUGAGUUGAAAAUUGAAAUCUCGGCCAAAAUGAACAUUUCACUAUUUGAUGAAAUGUUUCCGUUGUGCGCUAACACUUUUCAUCCAAGAAGCUCUCAACGCCAUUUGAAAACUACUCACAACAAUAAAGUAGAAGGAAAAGCAAAUAAAACAGCAACUUUAUAG
This is a messenger RNA of Clunio marinus, 252 nucleotides long. Lineage: Eukaryota; Metazoa; Arthropoda; Insecta; Diptera; Chironomidae. The record is from the annotation of a GenBank genome assembly.